Linum trigynum is the source of this 3696-nucleotide messenger RNA. Lineage: Eukaryota; Viridiplantae; Streptophyta; Magnoliopsida; Malpighiales; Linaceae. The record is from the annotation of a GenBank genome assembly.
CGGCUACCUACCUUCUCAAUUUACUUCCCACUACAGUCACUCAAAAACGUACUCCCUAUGAACAUCUCUUUUGUCACAAACCUACCUACACACAUCCGUGUGCUUUUGGUUGCCUUGCCUACGCCAAAGAUACUACCUUUCACCUGGAUAAGUUUGCUGAAAGGAGGAGAGCAUGCGUUUUUAUGAGCUAUCCAACGACUCAAAAAGGGUAUCGUGUCAUGGAGCUAGCCAUCCGACUGUUGUUCACUUCUCACGACGUGGUCUUUGUGGAAGACCAGAUUCCUUUUGCUCCUUCAUUUGGGCACCGUGAGCUUUUGUCUCUCGUCCCUCGUCAUUAAGCAUUUUAUGCAUAGAAAGAUUUGCUCCUUUCUCACACUCCCCCAUACAACUCAAAGUUGCCAGUGACUCCUUCCCCACCCCCAGGUGAGCAACACCUCAUCUUGACCCUCAUGUUGAGCUCCUAAUUUGUCGCGGCGAUCGUGCAAGUCGUCGUUCGGAUUUUUGGUUCAAAAUUAUGAGGUCGACCUUCUUUCCUCUAACACUUGUCAUACCUCUUAGAGUAAAUACUCUUUGAGUGUUGUUGUUAGUUAUGCACAUUUGUCUCUUAAUCAACGUGCUUAUGUUGCAGCAAUUUCCAAAGUGGUCGAGCCCUGUUCCUUCUACGCCUUGCAGGUUGUCGUCGUGUCCCUGGAAGCUAAGGACACGUGGGGUUUGUAGAUUCCACCCCCUGGAAAGUGCAUUAUUGACUCAAAGUGGGUAUACAAGAUUAAAUAUAGUCGCGAUGGGAAUAUCGAGCGCUACAAGGCUUGAUUGGUAGCAAAGGAGUUUCCACAGGUUGAGGGAGUUGACUUCUAUGAUACGUUUUCACUUGUGGCUAAACUGGUCAAUGGUCAUUGUUUUAUUACUCUUGCGGCUUAGCGUGGUUUGUUCUUGCAUCAACUAACCGUCAAUAAUGCUUUCUUUCACAAAAUUUUGGAAAAAGAUGUUUGUAUGUGUGUUCCGCGCGUCUUUGCUCGUAUGGGACACCACUGAGUCUGUCGUUUGAGAAAGUCUCUAUAUGGUCUCUAGCAAGCCUCCAGGAAUUGGUACGCAAAGUUCAUCAAUGAUAUUAUUAGUUAUGGUUUUAAAGUGUCGUGUGCUGAUCACUCUCUUUUUACUUAUUCGAAAGGGGAUGUUUCCUCGUUGCCCUAAUUUAUGUUGAUGACAUAAUUUUGAGAGGCAAUUCCUUACUAGACAUCUAGAAAGUCAUGGAUUUCCUAAAUCAGCAGUUCAACAUUAAAGAUCUCGGGGAGCUGAUGUAUUUCUUAGGCAUUGAAGUUUCGCGUUCUUCCAAUGGUGUCGUUCUUACUUAGCAUAAGUAUGCUCUAGAUAUUCAAAGUGAUGCAUGCGUGACUGGAGCACGCCCUUGCCAAUUUCCGGUAGAGCAGAAUGCUCGCUUCACACUUCUAAAAGGUGAGGAUGCGGCAGAUCCCUCCGUGUAUCGUCGUCUUGUUGGUCAUUUGUUGUACUUUAUAGUCACUCGUCCUAAUAUUAUGUAAUGUUGUGAAUAUUCCGAGUUAAGCGGGUAUGCGGCAGGUUCAUGUUGACGCUGCCAACCGGUGCUUCGCUAUCUCAAAUGAGCACUAGGACGUGGUUUUUUCCCCCUCGCAGGCACACCUAUUUUGUCUGCCUUUUGUGACGCUGAUUGGGGUGGAUGUCAGCAAACUCGGCAUUCGAUUUCAUCACUUUGAGAGCUAUUCCGAUUUCUUGGCGAACCAAGAAGCAAACGGUGGUAGCUCGUUCUUCAACUGAAGCAGAGUAUCGCGCGAUGACCAGCACCAUAAGCGAAGUCAUCUGGCUUCGUUGGCUGCUGCUAGAGCUUGGAGUUCGGUCGACUAUCCCUACUCCUCUUCAUUGUGAUUUGUGACAAUCAGGUUGCAUUGCAUAUCGCAACCAAUCCAGUUUUUCAUGAACGGACCAAACAUGUGAAUAGGGAUGACUACUUUGUGCCUGAGCACAUUGCAUUCUUAGACUUUUCCCUGCAGAAGAUAUCUACAUAUGAGCAAUUGCCAAUUAAUCCAUUAAAGGCUUGGGUGCCGAGCAGUUCAUUUAUCUUCGUUCCUUGGCAUGCUCGACAUUCAUUCCUCUGGUUUAGAGCGUUCCCUGAUUGCAACUUUGGCUAGCUCCAUUGCUUCAUACAAAUAUCCUGUUGUAGAUCCAUCACCAUCUACCAAACGAAGAACACGAUUCAAAGGCUCCAAAAUACUCAAGACUUCUUAUCCUUGAAUCCAAAACUCAGGAUCCUGAAUAAUACUUGUAACCUUUUUUGCUGCUUCUUUCUUGCUAUAAUCUAGACCUCUCCAUUCCGCAGAUGCAACAAAUGGACGCAAUUCAUUCUCCACAGCAAAUAUAGAUUGAAGCAUCAAAUAGUUGGAAACAAACCUGGUCACACAUGGGCGCUUCAACUCCUUGUUGUAGCUUCUCUCAUCAGUGUCAACACAAUAGUGUGUACUUAUACAUAUAAGUAACUAUAGACUUCGCAUGAUCAUAGACAUCACAGACCCAAUGAACAUUUUCAUAUAUAUCACUAAGAAGAAGUUGAAUUCCAUGAGCUGCACAACGCGUCUUAUACAUACGCGGAUACUUUCCAAUAAGCAUAUCACCAGCUGACUCAAAAUUGGAAGCAUUAUCGGUAAUGAACUGAACCACAUGAUCAGCUCCAAUGUCAUCAAUAACAGAAGACAUACUAUCUUUAAGAAAUAAGCCGGUCUUUCGAUCUUGAGAGAUAUCAAAGGAAUUUAAGAAUACUGCUCCUCCUAGUGAAUAUGCAAUAAUAUUGAUAAAAGACCGCUGCUUCAUAUCAGACCAUAUAUCAGACAUCAAUGUACACCCAGAUGUCUCCCAUGGUUGCUUCACUUUUGUCACGUAUUCUUCAACUUUUUUUUUUUUUUUUUUUGCAUUCAGGAAUCAAUUUUGCACGAAGAGUUGAAUAGCUUGGCAAUUUAUAACCAAUACCAUACUCAGCAACACCCCUCACGAAAUCAACAAAGCUAGGAGUUUGAACAACAUUAAAAACAACAUUGUUCAAAACUAUGUGUCUAGCUAGCAAGUUAUCAACACCUUUUUUUCCCCUUGAACAUGCUUGGAACAGAUGAUUGUUGCAAACCUAUUGAUAUGGUAGAUGCACAAGAAUUAUCAACCUUCUGGUUAAGGUUGCUUGAUCCCCAUCAUUUUUAGCUUUCUUUUGUGAACGAUUGACAGCUAAAUAGGCUUUUGCUUGAACAUUUUCGGGGACCUUCUUGCAAAUUUCUAUAUCCCGUCCUCUAAUUCUAGGGACACCUCCAGCAAAAUCAAAUUCACAAAACUUGCACUUGAAUCUUCCAUUUAGCUGAUCGCCAUAAUCCCAAAACUUGUCCUUUUUCCGAACCAUAACUUCGACGCCCUGACACAAAUGUAACAUAUCAUAUUAAUGAAUUUGCUGUAUAAGACUAAAACUCAGAAUUUACUCGGUAGAAAUAUAAAAAUGGAUGAGACUUGGGAGAAAGAAACAAAGGAUUAACGUGGCCUACAUGCCUGCUGCCAUGCCAUCCUUCCAAUUAUCAAAUUAAAAAUAUUUUAAGUUUUAAAGUAAAAGAUGCAGACAAUAAUCACAUGGGAAAAUCUCCCAAGUUAAGCCAUGUAAACAACUAAACAUCUUAAUAAAGAAUUAUGAAAGUU